Molecule: messenger RNA, 858 nt
Organism: Mytilus trossulus (common blue mussel)
Lineage: Eukaryota; Metazoa; Mollusca; Bivalvia; Mytilida; Mytilidae
Product: caspase-2-like
Exons: 7
Coding region: 79-837 (252 amino acids)
Biological process (GO): proteolysis
Molecular function (GO): cysteine-type endopeptidase activity
Source: RefSeq, a predicted model, not a curated record
ACUCUUUAACUUUUUUAACAAGAAUUCAACGCAACCUGUAUCAUUUCUUUUUGUAAGUGACAUAUAUUUUCAAAUGGAAUGGGUAUGGGAUGGAGUUAUGACAGCUGCUGUAACAAUGACAACAAAAGAUCACAUGGUCAGAGAUCAAAUGUCCAACAAAGCGGAUUUCAAGUAGAGAGUUACCCGUUAACACAUUGCACUAGGAACCAAACAAGAGGAUAUGUUCUAAUAUUCAUGAACACAAAAUUCCGGACAUUGGGAACGUUGAAUUCUGGAGGACAACACGACAAACUUUGUGAAUUGUUUGAAGUAGUACAUUUUUCUGUAAGAGUUUAUAGGAACGCCCACGCUAGAGAUAUUGAGAAACAUAUAUCAGAGUAUGCUAGUAGGACGGGGAGUUGUUUUAUUGUCUUUGUUUCCAGUCAUGGAAGUAAUGGGAACAUAUGUGGCAGUGACGACAAGUUGGUCAAAUUGGAAGAUCUUUUUCGCGCUGCCAACACUUUGAAGUUAAAAGGCAAACCAAAGUUAUUCUUCAUUGAUGCUUGUCGAACAGGAAGAAGAGAUUCACGAGUACCAGAACUUUUACAUUCGGACUUUUUGGUUGGUUAUUCGUGUCUCAGCAGACAAACAAGUUAUGACAAAGGCGGAGGACUAUAUUUAAAACUAUUGAUAGAUGUUUACAAGGACGGACUGAAGUAUCCAGCAAGGGAUCAUGGCAAAGAACGGACCGUUCUCCAUUGGCAAGAUAAAAUCAGUGCCAUGUUAUGUAGAGAUGGACAACAGCAAUGUAUGUCAAAAUCUAGCUUGACAAAGAAGAUGUUUUUACACACAAGAUAGUAAUAAAAAAGAAUACUAGUA